ACCUCUGCCAGGCACAGGAUGCAUGUACCGGGCACCAGAGCAAAGAUGUCCAGCAUCUUUGCCUAUCAGAGUUCUGAGGUGGAUUGGUGUGAGAGUAAUUUCCAGCACUCAGAGUUGGUGGCCGAGUUCUACAAUACGUUCAGCAAUGUGUUCUUCCUCAUCUUUGGACCCCUCAUGAUGUUCCUCAUGCAUCCGUAUGCCCAGAAGCGUACCCGGUGUUUCUAUGGAGUGUCAGUCCUCUUCAUGCUCAUAGGUCUGUUCUCCAUGUAUUUCCACAUGACACUCAGCUUUCUGGGACAGCUGCUGGAUGAGAUCUCCAUCCUGUGGUUGUUGGCCAGUGGAUACAGUGUGUGGCUGCCCCGUUGCUAUUUUCCCAAGUUCGUCAAGGGGAACAGGUUCUACUUCAGCUGCCUGGUAACUAUAACCACUAUUAUCAGCACCUUCUUGACGUUCGUGAAGCCCACAGUCAAUGCAUAUGCUCUCAACAGCAUCGCCAUCCACAUCCUCUACAUUGUGCGCACAGAGUACAAGAAGAUUAGGGAUGAUGAUCUUCGGCAUCUGAUUGCGGUUUCUGUGGUCUUAUGGGCCGCUGCACUGACCAGCUGGAUCAGUGACCGUGUACUUUGCAGCUUCUGGCAGCGGAUUCACUUCUACUACCUGCACAGCAUUUGGCACGUCCUCAUAAGCAUCACAUUUCCUUAUGGUAUCGUGACCAUGGCCCUGGUGGAUGCAAAGUAUGAGAUGCCAGAUAAAACCCUCAAAGUCCACUACUGGCCCCGGGACAGCUGGGUCAUCGGGCUACCCUAUGUGGAGAUCCAGGAGAAUGACAAGAACUGCUGAGCUCUGCUGUAGUCUCUGCUCUCUGGCCAGCCACCGAGUCUCCUGUGUACUGAGGAUACAGGGCAGGACAAGGCUUUCAGUGGGCACACUUGCAGCACCCAUCCCCCGGCCCAUGCUCCUUGCCCUGCUCGUCAGCACAGGGUAGAUUUACUUGUGGCUCAGGGUACUAGUUUGGUGACUGAGGGACAGGGGCUGCCUGGUGUGUGGGAUGACUGGCCUGUGUCCACCUAUGAGACCACAGCUUCUUCAUGGCCACGGAUGUGGUGAACAGAUGGGUGUGUGGCUGAUACAGCACCUGCCUGAAGCAUAAUGCUUGCUCUCUGUCAGCUCGCACAUCUGGGACUGUUUAUGAGUGUUAUAGAUUCAACUGGAUCAUGACUGUAUUCUGGGAAACUGGGGAGUAUCCAAAGAACAUUCCAGGCCCCACCACCUACAGAUAGAUAUUCGUAUAGAGACCUCUUUGAACCACCACAUGCACUCAGGGCAAAGUGUUGAACAUGAGAGCCAUGAAUGAGGAUAAUAGAGGGCUAACCUGGGCAACAUCAUGGGGCACUUAGAGGAUAGGGUAUUGGGGAAAGGGUCUCCGUGAUGGCUAAGGACACAGAGUUAGACAUGCCAAAGCUUGAUUUUCUGCUCCACAGUAUUCAGCUUGCAUAGCCCUGAGGGAUGUGAUGUUUCAAAUGCUGUUUGUAAAUAAAAUGUCAUUCCCUCCUGGGACUUCUGUUGAUUAAAAUUAGGUCACGUGUGAAGUAUUUGGAAUAGCCUUGAAAAUAUCCACCCACCCACUUAUCAACCAUUCACCAUUUUAACAACCUAUCCAUCAACCCACCCAUCCAUUCAUCCACCUGUCCAUCCAUCCAUUCACCCGUCCAUCCAUCCAUCCAUCCAUCCAUCCAUCCAUCCAUCCAUCCACCCACCUUCUCUCCCUCUCUCUUUCCCCUCCUUCUUCCAUCUACCUCCCUCCUUAUAUCCAUCCAUUCAUUCCACCUCCCCCUUAAUCCACCUACACAAAUUAAAAUUGCAAGUGUGGGUUGCUCAGAUGGCUCUGAUGGCUUGCAGUUCAAUAUGAUGACCUGAAUCUGAACCCCAGAAUUUGCAUGAGAAAGAGAAUAGAAGGCAACUCCUACACAUUGUCUUCUGACCUGCACACACAUGCAGUAGCACACACAGUGUGGCAGGUGCAUAGACCAAAGUUUGUUUGUUUGGUUGGUUGGUUUUGGUUUUUCGAGACAGGGUUUCUCUGUAUAGCUCUGGCUGUCCUGGAACUCACUUUGUAGACCAGGCUGGCCUUGAACUCAGAAAUCUGCCUGCCUCUGCCUCUCAAGUGCUGGGAUUAAAGGCGUGUGCCACCACGCUCGGCAGACAAAGGUUUUUAACAUGUAAAAAAAUGCAAGUAAGGAGCUGGAGGCUCAGCAAUUAAGAGCACUGGCAGCUCUUGUAGAGGACCCAGGUUUGAGUCCCAGAACUCAUGUGGCAGUCCCAGGAGAUCCAACCUCCUCUCCUGGCAUCUAUGGGUCCUCACAGACAUGGUUCUCAGAUACACAUUCAGGCAAACAUUCACAUACAUAAAAUAAAAUAACCCACAAAUG
Messenger RNA from Mus musculus (house mouse), 2429 nucleotides. It is a transcript of the gene Acer1, whose product is annotated as alkaline ceramidase 1. Gene Ontology annotation, biological process: cell differentiation; sphingolipid metabolic process; epidermis development. Lineage: Eukaryota; Metazoa; Chordata; Mammalia; Rodentia; Muridae. The record is from RefSeq and is marked validated. Gene Ontology annotation, cellular component: membrane; endoplasmic reticulum membrane; endoplasmic reticulum. Gene Ontology annotation, molecular function: N-acylsphingosine amidohydrolase activity. The transcript is spliced from 6 exons. The coding region runs from base 19 to 840 and encodes 273 amino acids.